Messenger RNA from Carassius auratus (goldfish), 3591 nucleotides. RefSeq names its product copine-8-like. Gene Ontology annotation, cellular component: plasma membrane. Gene Ontology annotation, biological process: cellular response to calcium ion. The transcript is spliced from 7 exons. The coding region runs from base 131 to 832 and encodes 233 amino acids. Lineage: Eukaryota; Metazoa; Chordata; Actinopteri; Cypriniformes; Cyprinidae. Gene Ontology annotation, molecular function: calcium-dependent phospholipid binding. The record is from RefSeq and is a predicted model, not a curated record.
GCUUAAAUUGAAAUGCUUUCAUUUUUACUUUCCCUCUUUGUCUCUCUCUAGCACUCAGAUCCAUUUCACAGUGGCCAUUGAUUUCACUGCAUCCAAUGGGAACCCUUCUCAGUCUACCUCCCUGCAUUACAUGAACCCCUAUCAGAUGAAUGCAUACGCCAUGGCGUUGAAGGCCGUGGGCGAGAUCAUUCAGGACUAUGACAGCGAUAAGAUGUUUCCUGCAUUGGGCUUUGGAGCCAAGCUUCCUCCUGAUGGCCGGGUUUCCCAUGAAUUCCCCCUGAAUGGUAAUGUAGAUAACCCAUACUGCAAUGGGAUGGAGGGCAUUCUAGAGGCCUACCACGAGAGUUUGAAGACUGUCCAGCUCUAUGGACCCACCAAUUUUGCUCCUGUCAUCAACCAUGUAGCAAGGUAUGCUGCAGCAGUUCAAGACGGCUCGCAGUACUUUGUGCUUCUCAUCAUCACAGACGGUGUGAUAUCAGAUAUGGCUCAGACUAAAGAAGCCAUCGUCAAUGCGGCAAAACUACCUAUGUCCAUCAUUAUUGUUGGAGUUGGACAAGCUGAAUUUGAUGCCAUGGUAGAACUGGAUGGCGACGAUGUAAGAAUAUCCUCCAGAGGAAAGCUGGCAGAGAGGGAUAUUGUACAGUUCGUUCCAUUCAGAGACUACAUGGACAGGACGGGAAACCAUGUCCUGAGCAUGGCACGGCUUGCCAAGGAUGUCCUGGCUGAGAUCCCGGAUCAGUUAAUCUUAUAUAUGAAGUCAAGGAGCAUCAAGCCCAACCAGACACCACCAGACUACAGCCCACCUGGGCUCAGCCCAACCCCCACCGUAUGAGUUUAUCCAGCCUGCUGAAAGAAAACAGGCGAUGUUAUGUCACCACCAAUUUGGAUCUCAUUCAAAGCCAGUACAACUGAUUCAGUGUGAGGCAUCUAGGAAAGCGGAUGGUUUCAAUUCCCAGUUUUUGGAUCUAAUACACUGGAGAAAUUGAAAACUGUAUGUGUGUUCUGGAGAUUGAACUGUAAAAGACGGCUCUUAUUGGUUUGUGAGUUUGUUUCCCCAAUCAUAAUUUUUUUACAAAUUAGCCAACACUAUGAAAAUCUAUAAGAUCUGCGCAUCUGCGUUUUCUGUUUAGAGGUUUACUUGUGAAAAUGUAAGAGGCUGUUUGAAUAUUAUACCCUGAAUGGGUGAUUUGUUUAGUGAAAUUGUUUGAUUUGUUUCUAGAAUUUGUAGAAAAGUCUUUUUAGUACGAAGGAAUAUUUCCCAUUGUGAUUUCCCAUUCAUAGCUUUUUAGAGCUAUGAUAAACAAGAUUUUCUAUUCUUAUGCAUGAAAUCCAGGUAAAAUCACUUGUACAUUGCAUUAAUACAUUGUAUUUAAUGUAUUUACAUACUUUAGAUGAAAUUAGUUAAGAAAAUCCAGUGUUAAAGUGAAAAGCACAAAUAUUUUCUUAAAGCUGUAAAAUUUGUAAAUGUUAACAAGAGGUCACAGAUUCAGAUUCAGAUUCAUUACACUGUAAACAGACUGAAAUUUCAUGCACAAUCAGCUCUCAAGAACACCAAAUUUACUUUCCAGCAGUUUAAUUUGUCCCUCCAGUUCCUUGCUCUGGAGCCGCUAUAUCUUGAUAUUGUACAGCAACUCCUUAGACACGUGAGUUAUCAGGGGAAUCAUGAGAGAUUCCUCGCCACUCGCUGCUGAAGAUGAUUGGGGAUGAGGCAGUGUCUGCUGUUUUUCUUAUAGCACAGUCUGACUCACCUGCAGCUGCCCGUGUCCAGCUUUAACCUUUGCCCUCUCAUUCCCGGGAUUCUCCCUGGAGUUUAAAUCACUUUUCUAUUCGUCACCAUGGCAGCAAUUAUUUUACUGGUUUCAAAAGAUGAAAGACACAUUGCAUGCAGCUGAAAUUGCAUUACAUACAGUAAAAAUAUAAUGCCAUUUUGUUAAAAUGUUCUACCUUUGAAUCUUUUAUAGCAUUGGCAUACUGACAGAAUAAGUACUGAACACAAGUAAUUUAAUAAACUUGCCUUACAUACAGUAAGUUUACAUUAAAGGUUGACAGCAAGCAUAAAUUAAAAACAGUAUUUUACUGUAUAUGCAGUAUUAUUACGUACUAAGGAAGUGCAUAUUCAUUUCUUUUCUAAUUUUACAACCUUAAAAAGCUUAAAACAUUCAGUUAAAUCUCAUAAUCUUAUAAACUAUAAGAUUUACUCAUUUAGCAUACACAGCCUUGUAUACAGCUUCUUUUGUUUGAGGUCCAUUUUGAAAAUGAAUAAUAAUCACUAUUCUCAGACAAAUCUGUACGUAUCAGUAAAUACUGACUGUCUUGCUUUUUUUGGACAACAGGGCCGUUUAUACUUGUUCUUACCCACAGUUUUGAUACAUUUUCUCCUUGUCCAGUAAAUGUUGACAUCUCUGCUUGUUUGUCCCAAGUUGUACCAGUGUUUUGGUUUUACAACAUCUAUCUGUUAAUAUAAUUCAGAUUAUGAACUGUGAAGAUUAUCUGCAGUUUUAUUUUUAAAUCUCCACUGGUCCUCAAACUACACAUUUGUAAGUGAGCACAGAUGUUUACAAGAUGUGAAUGCCUCCUUUUUAACCCACUUUUACAACAUGAAUGAGAAUGUUCUUUCACAAUGAUUGUUCAAAUUAGAAAAUCUGCUCCCAGAUUACAAGACAAUGUGUUUAAACACCUUUCUUUUACUGUGAGUUAUCAGCACACCUGGAGUUGCUGAGAAUGAAGUGAUCCUUCAGUCCAUUAGGAGGUGAAGAUCAAGCCUGUAAAGGGAUCAUUGGGUGAAAGGGUCUGUUUGAGAGUGUUAACAGGUGGAUUGAUUUUGAAGGCUUAUUUACUCUUCACUGGAUAUUGUUAAUGGAAAACUAGUAGAUAAUAGUCCUUUUACUGUUAAGAAGAACAUUAUUUUUCAUGUGACUUUUUUUGUUUUGUUUUUCCCAAGGGGCUUUCUAUUGUAGUCUGUUUCUCAAAUGUAAACCUGGAAUUUAUACUUAAAUGUAACCUUUUUUAAUCCUAUUUAAUAUUUAUGAAUGCAUUGCUGCUAGGUGGCUUGUAAAUCCGAAGAACAAAUUACAAGCAUCCUGAAACACAUGUAUAUCAUGCUUCAGAGAAUGUUAAUGGGUUCAUUGUAUGGCAUGGUGUAAAUUUAGCAAAUAGAGUUUUUUCGCCCCACUAUAAUAAAGGCAGUAAGUUAUAUAGUAGUGCACAAAACCAUUGCAAAGAGGUAAUAGUAGAAAAAGUGUAAAUUAUGUGUUAAAGAUAUGGCCCUUGUCCAGUGCCAGCAUUCCCUCUGUGAGAUAUGCAUAUUGUGCCAAAAUGGCAGACUGGUUCAGUGACAAACUGGCUUAUUGAUCUGUGUUUAGCCUCUGCUGCUAUACUCGCCUCAUAACUGAAAUACAGAGCAUGCACAUCCCAUCCUUGCUGGAUUCCUUUUCCUUCUCUCUUUUUCUCUUCUUCUUCGCCUCUUUUUAUCACAGUCGAUAUGCAUGGUGAGCUAUUUCCAAAACCGAACAUAGAACAUUGCUGUUGUCAUUCCUGUGGUCUGUGAAAUUGGUAACGAUUGCCUUAAAAAUUGAAAUUAAUAAAACAAUG